Molecule: messenger RNA, 1199 nt
Organism: Epinephelus moara (kelp grouper)
Lineage: Eukaryota; Metazoa; Chordata; Actinopteri; Perciformes; Serranidae
Product: myoblast determination protein 1 homolog
Exons: 3
Coding region: 254-1063 (269 amino acids)
Biological process (GO): regulation of transcription by RNA polymerase II; muscle organ development; positive regulation of myoblast differentiation
Molecular function (GO): protein dimerization activity; DNA-binding transcription factor activity, RNA polymerase II-specific; RNA polymerase II cis-regulatory region sequence-specific DNA binding
Source: RefSeq, a predicted model, not a curated record
GUUACACAGACUGGCCCAUUAACUCACACUCAUCUCCUCUGCAGUCAGUUUCCACUUUCUUAUCAACUGACUUUGACAGCAGACUUCUAGAAGACACCUUGCCUUUCUUUUUCUACCCUUUCUUUCUUUUAACCCCUUUUCAGUUUGACAAACAGACACUGUGUGGAGACUUUUUCAGUCAGAAGAGGAACUUUUCAGGGGACUUUUUCUCUUCUACUUCUUAUAGCUCUGAGAGAAUCUUCUGCGGAGGCCAAUGGAUCUCUCCGACCUUCCCUUCCCUCUCUCCUCUGCUGACGACCUCUACGAUGACCCCUGCUUCAGCACCAGCGACAUGAACUUCUUUGACGACCUUGACUCCCGGCUGAUGCACGCCGGUCUGCUGAAGACAGAAGACCAUCUUCACCACCAUCAUCACCACCACGUCCCCACCGCAGAGGAGGACGAGCAUGUGAGGGCCCCCGGGGGCCUCCACCAGGCGGGAGGGCACUGCCUGCUUUGGGCCUGCAAGGCCUGCAAGAGGAAAACGUCACAUGAAGACCGGAGGAAAGCAGCGACGAUGCGAGAAAGGCGGCGGCUUGGUAAGGUCAACGACGCCUUUGAGACCCUGAAGCGCUGCACGGCGGCAAAUCCAAACCAGCGGCUGCCCAAAGUGGAGAUCCUCCGCAACGCCAUCAGCUACAUUGAGUCACUGCAGGCACUGCUGAGGACCAGCAGGGACGACAGCUUCUACCCACAGCUGGAGCACUACUCGGGGGAUUCAGACGCCUCCAGCCCCCGCUCCAACUGCUCCGAUGGCAUGAUGGAUUUCAUCUCUCCGUGUUCAACCAGAAGUGAGAACAGUGACGGUUCCUACUGCAGCCACACAGACGAUUCCAGCAGCAGUAAACCAUCCCUCAUUUCCAGUUUGGACUGUUUGUCCAGCAUCGUAGAGCGGAUCAGCACCAAUCCAGCUGUUGCCCCUCCGGGCGACAGCGUGGUCCCCCAAGGCCCUGGAUCACCUCAGAGCAGCCCUGCAGGCUCCAGUCCCCCUGCUGAACCCAACAGCAUCUUCGAGCCGCUCUGAACCUGAAGGAGCCGAGGACUUAUAUUCCACAAAAAGCCAAAAACCAGCUUCAUUUUCUCUGAAGUUUGAGUCCAGUUUCUUCAGUUUUCAGCCUCUUAACAAACUGAAGAUGGCUGCUGUGUUCCAAUAAUCUCAG